Messenger RNA from Puccinia triticina, 342 nucleotides. RefSeq lists its product as uncharacterized. The transcript is spliced from 3 exons. The record is from RefSeq and is a predicted model, not a curated record. Lineage: Eukaryota; Fungi; Basidiomycota; Pucciniomycetes; Pucciniales; Pucciniaceae. Bases 1 to 342 code for a protein of 113 amino acids.
AUGUCGAGCUUCCGCCGCAACAAGUUUUGCCCGUGCUUUCAUGUUCUAAAAGACUGCAACGAACCUUUGGAAAUUUACAUCGAACAUGCGCACGACAGCCCUCCCAGCAGUGCAACGCCGCACCGGACAGGCUCGUCGACUUCAGGAGUUGAUGGCGUCGGUUCCUCGAACCUCAAUCCAGUGCUUCGCGCCGGUUACGUGGUACUGCAACAAGACUUGAUUAAAUACACCAUGGAAACAUUCACUGCCACCCUCUUUGACCAGCAUCGAGGGCAGAACUUAGUACCAUGCAGUAGCUGUUGCAUGGAGAUCAAGGCUUUCAUUUUGGCUGCAGCUUGGUAA